AUGAUUUUUCCAGCACUUGUAUUUCUUGGUCUAAAAAAUAAUGACUGCUGUGGCUGCUGUGGCAAUGAGAGUUGUGGGAAGAGAUUUGCAGUAAGUAUUAGAUGUAAUAUGGAAUAAUCUAAAAUGAUUUCUUUCAAUAUUGGUUAACAUGUAUCAGUGUAUGGCAGCCCGCAAAACGUAUAAUAAAGAUAACAUAUGUUAUAGGGACACUAUAGGCACCCAGGCCACUUAAAGGACCACUAUAGUGCCAGGAAAACAUACUUGCCGGGCUGUAGGGGGUGGAAGGGGUUAAACUUACCUCUUUCUCCAGAGCCGGGCGGGGGACUCUUCUCCUCCUCGACUGAAUGCGCAUGCGAGGCAAGAGCCACGCGCGCAUUCAGCCAGUCCAUAGGAAAGCAUUCACAAUGCUUUCCUAUGGACGCGGGUGUCUUCUCACUGUGAGAAUCACAGUGAGAAGCGUGGAAGCGUCUCUAGCGGCUGUCAAUGAGACAGCCACUAGAGGCUGGAUUAACCCUAAUAUAAACAUAGCAGUUUCUCUGAAACUGCUAUGUUUAUAGAAAAAAGGGUUAAACCUAGCUGGACCUGGCACCCAGACCACUUCAUUAAGCUGAAGUGAUCUGGGUGCCUAUAGUGGUCCUUUAAUCUCAUUGAGGUAGCCUGGGUGGAGUGUAUCGGAUCCCUUAACCCUCAACAUAAAACAUUGCUGUUUUUGAGUGUUAAGACUGCCUCCAGUGGCUGUAUGACUAGAACUACUAGAUACCUUGUGUUCAGCUAUUUCAGGGGGAGAAAGAGGCAGAUGGGGAAGAGAAAGAAUGGGAAUGAGAGGGGAGACAUUGACACAGAGGAGCAGUGAGGGGGAGAAAGAAACAUACAGAGUGACUGGGGGGAGACAAAAAAGGCACACAGAGGGGCUGGAGAUAAAAAGAGACACACAUAGGGGCUGUAUAUAUCACUGGUGGAUGGGGGGGCAACGGGGCAAUUCCCCCCCCCCACGAGGCUUUCCCCUGCCGGCUGAUCUCCCUCCCCGUUCCACAGGCACUGUGCGGGCAGCCGGCAGGGGAGGGAGGAAGAGAGGACCCAGGAGCUCAACCUGCAGCUCCCCUGGGACCUUCUCGCGCGAGCACAGAGUGUUGCCGCAGUUACCACGGCAACGCUCCAGCACUCAUGAGGGAGGGAGGGCGCUCCCCUGGAGCUAGAGUUAACUCUCACCACUGCGACUACCAGGGAUUCCAUACACACAAUGCCCCCACACACACACCAUACACAUUCACACACUGCCCACCCAUAUACACAUUGCCCCACACACACUACACAUCCACACACUGAACCUUUCACACACAUUGCACCACUGCUCCUAUACCAUACUACAGCCCCAUAUCUCAGCAGACCCCAGGUAAGUUGUCAAACUGUUCUUAAACGGUUUGACUACUUACUCUGGGAGGGGGUCCCGGCACUCCUGGCAUCAUAACCACUACACAGAGCAGUAGUGGUUAUUGUGCAUGGAAUAUUUCUUUAAAUAAUCUACAAGUGCCCCUCCCGGGAUCUGGCUCUGGAUCAGCCACUGGUAUAUGACAUGUAUAUUAAUGUGUGCAUUAGUUAUAUAUAUAUAUAAUGCCUAUUAUAUUUACACAUAUUAAUGUACAUUUAUAAAUGCAUAAUACACAGAGAAAUGUCAUUAAUAUGUACCAUAUGUAAUGAGCAGAUAUUGGCCCAGUCUUGUUGCUAGGUGCAUACACCAGCACAAUAACAUAUUUAAAGUGAAGAGCACACCACAGGACUUCAAAAUAAUUUUUUUUUACAGUUAUGCCCCACAUAUAUUCACCAUUUCAGUCCCAUUUAAAAUAAAUCUGCACUUUUGUUUAUUUUGAAGCCUAUGAGUAUUUUUAUUUACGUUGGAGUAAUAAUUUUUAAUUUUAUGUUAUCUGUUCUAACUCUGUAUCUGCACACUAUGCUGGCGCGAUGCAUUAUGGGGCUGGUAAAUAUUUUUUCCCAGGGCUGCUUUUAAUUCCCAGUCCGGCCCUGUAGAGGAGUUAUGCAAGUAAAUCCAAUAUUAAAUAGUUAUUUUUGCACUAUUUUGAACAAUUAAAGAAAUUUUUUGAAAAAAAAUGAUAUAUAUAUUCCUUUCUCUUCCUGCGAAUGGGCUGCCUCUUUGAGCAGAAUUGCUUGCUUUGUAAAAUAGUGAUUCAGGUAGAGCGCAGUAGCUAAGAUAGUUUUAAUCGGUAUGGGCUGUUCAUUAACGUAAGCAAUGAAAUUCAAAGCAAAUUCAUAAUGAAUUUCAAAUGGUAUCUGAACUACAAGCAUGGACAUUUUUUCCACUUUAACUAUUUUUACCUUAAAUUUGAAAUUCACAUUGUAUUCACUUUGAGUUUCAAACAAUUCUCACUCUAGUGAAUAAACAUGAUAGUCUCAUGGGAGUCACAAACUCGGGAAUCGUACGGUUGCUCGUGGGGGCACUAUGUCCUCCCACUUUAUUUAACAGGUCCUAUCCCUGUCUGAUGAGGCCUUUCUAGUAACAACGCCCUAUUUAGUAUAACCCCAUUAGACCCAACUCAAAGAUGUUUCUGCAUACAUGUUACCCAGCACGUAUUCUAGAUUUGGGAUAACAUAAUAUAGUGCUUAAUAUAAUCUAAUGUAUUUAUGUUUUCUUUUCAGAUGUUUUCAUCUAUUCUAUUUGCUGCCAUUGGAUUUGCAGGAGCUGCUUACUGCUUUGUUAUUUCAGCAGUUGCUAUUCAUAAGGGACCUAAGUGUCCCACAAUUCUAGGAUGGGUUUAUAUAUUUCAGGAUGGGUAAGUGGCUGUUAUUUUUAUAGGGGUGAAGACAAUUCCUUUUAAAUUAAUCUCCCUCUCGAAGCUGCCAUUGUGCCUAGAUUGCCUCACACUCCAAUUCUGUAUAAGAGCAAUAUCAGAAUAUAGAGAAACAAUAUAUGAUAUUUGUGUCUAAUUCCACAUGCUUGACUUGACUGGCAAGUCAAUUAUUUACAUAAUUUCCCAGAAUCCAUAGAGGUAGAGCAAUAUGUGGCAAUAAUGGGGACAUCAAAAUAUACGGCCAUGUAGAGUCAAGCAUUUACACCGAUUUUAUUUUUCCAAAAGAUCUUACCUGGAGAACCACAACCUAUGGAAUUUAUGCCAACCUACUUCUAUCGUCCCAUGGCACCUGACCCUCUUCUGCUUGCUCCUGAUAAUGAGUGGAGUUCAAGCUGUGCUCUGUGCUAUCCAGGCCAUUAAUGGGCUCAUCGGAACAAUCUGUGGAGACUGCAAGUGCUGUGGGUGUUGUGGGGUAAGUUACAAUGGUAGUAAAUGAUCUAAACAAUAGCCACUGAACAUCAAUUAAGGCAUAAUAAAGCUUCCUUUUUACAAUAGACAUAUAACAUUCACUACUGACUAUCAUUAAAAGCAGGCUCCAAGCACCAAAGCUGUUUAUAACUGUAUCACAGUUAUCCCCUUAAGGACACAUGACAUGUGUGACAUGUCAUGAUUCCCUUUUAUUCCAGAAGUUUGGUCCUUAAGGGGUUAUUUAUAUCAGCUCCCACAUUUGUUUAUAACUGUAUCCAUUAGUAAAAUACUUUGCACGUAUUAGACAGCCACCUCAACGACUGAUGUCACAAAGAAAGACUAUAAUGAGAACAUACCUUGUUUGUUAAAGUACUUAUCUAUGCUGUUUGAAUUUAUUAUUUUUACAUUCAUUAAAAUAGGUAUCAGUUGUGUCAUGGAAUUUUCACUUAUAAUAUUGAAACAAAUGUAAUGUUAUUAGGAUCUAAAAUGUAUUUGUCCAUAUCAUCAGUACACAUUCAAUAACUGCCCGUUUAUGCACACAGGGUAAUGGAACUGUUUAACCCUAGCCUGAGAAGAAAGAAGAUCAUACUAGAAUCAUUUGUUCAUGUCUGGACUAGAGUAUCUUUAACAACCAUGAAAUUAAUUUGUGGUGAAGCUCAAAGAUGAAGACCUUUUAUAGAGCACCACAAAUACAAUUACAUCUUCCAGUCUUCGUUUGGAGUUGAUUAAACAAAAUUGUAAAAUGAUUAUGAAUACACACAGACUUCAUAACUAUAACAUCUUAAAAAUAUAAUAUUUUAAGCAAUGCUGCUUUGAGAAUGGAACAUUAUAUUUAUUUUUUUGUGUUUUUAAAGUGAUGGAAAAUGAUAGUUGUUUACACACUAAAUGACAAGCUAUGUGGAUUUGAGGACUUCCAGUUUGCGAAAUGUAGAAAAAAAAUAAGCUAGCUGAAAAACAUCUAAAAUUAAAAUUCUAUUUCAGUCUAAAUUUUGCGAGUCAGAAAUUGUUACCAAGAUAUUUUAUAACUACACCCCAAAGGUGCAACCAUUGUUCACUUGGUGUCUAGCCACAUUGUGCAUCCUAGUUCUUUAAUUGCACAACUUUUGCAAUUCCUGCUUGCUAAGUACAAAAAAAUCAAGUAAAAAGGCGCUGUAAAAUUAAUACUAUUAAAAAACUAAUUAGCCCCUAUUAAAUAUCACAAAAAGCAAGCAGGCACUAAUAAAAGUGAAAAUAGCCCAACAAACACUAGAUACAAUAUAAAAGAAAAAAGUGUGCUAUGCCUUUAAGUGCUAUAUAUACAAUAGUGUACUUCCUAUGGGUAUAUACAAACACAGUAGAAACAAAAUUGCAGUAAAAAGUACAAUGCAAUACAAUGAUUUAAGUGCUGUAAUAGUGCAGAUUUAUAUAGAAUGUUUGUACACACUGUACGGGAAUUUUGUGCACUUUGUGAAUAUAAUAUUAUGAAAAGAGCACUUACUCCUUGUUGUAUAAUCCUUCUCUCACCAUCAAUACUUCCAAUCCUUUUGAGAGAAAUCCACUCUGCGUUGUGUAUUAAUAGUGAAUGUAAUAUCCCUGUGUCACCUCUUCCAAGAACUAACAUAUAUCUUUAUCCCCUUGUCCAGAUAAAUAUAUGACUAGCACUACUAAGGUAUUCUACUCGAUAUUACAAAUAAACAGCCAACACCAUAGUUCUUACCAGAGAGAAAUCUUUACUUAGAAUCUGCCCAAUUAAAUAUUACAGAAGAAGAAUGUUACAGAGUUAUAGUAUUACAGUUACAAUACACUCAUACAUUCCAUCUAUCUAAUAUCCACUGUAUUGUGUAUGUGCUGUGAGAUGUUAUGUGCAGCAUGUGCCUUACCAAAACCUAAUCUAAUGUGAUGUCAGUAUCUUCUAUUUUUAAAGGAAUUGGUUCCCAUGUUGUAAAUAGCAAAUUCCUCAGCUCAAUUGAUAUGUAAAUGUGAUUUACUUUCCCAAGGCCCAAAGUGUUGUCUACCCUGUUAUUUUAUUUAAGUGUUAACUCUCCCAGCCAUCCCUUUGCCUCUAACCUAAGGUGUGUUUUCCUAGAUAGGAACUCCUUUGAAGACCAGUUGAUAUGUAAAUGUGAUUGGUGCCUUUCAGGUGCUGUAUCUUUCCAACUAUCUAAACAGAAACUCCCUUUGAAGAUAAUUCCUGACCUCCCAUACACACAGACUCAAUCAAGCACAUAUUAAACAGAUAUAUACAUAAUAUUUUCCCCAACACUCCUCAAUGAGUAGAAUAGAGAAUUUGAGGUAAUAUGUAUUUUCUGCUAUAGUAUAUAUCGCUCCAAACAUAGAUAGGAAAAAAAGAAGAAACAAGAGAAAAAAAUAUAUAGUGUAAAUCUGUGUGGUGAUUAUAAUAAAUAGAAUAAAAAAUGACAACUCACAAUGGUAGAGCAGUAUAAAGUCUGUUCCAACUUUAGGUGCUUUCAUGUCCUGUAUGGAGAACUCUAACAGAACAGCAGAGUGAUGUGCUUGGAUAUAGCAAGCAGGAUGGCAACUUUGCUAAAAUAAAUCUUUAUUGAUACAAAGUUAAAGAAACCUUUUCCCUGGAACGCUGAUCUGUAGUUCUCUUUCCUCCUUCUGAUUCGCGGCUAGAACUUGAAGUCUGUAGGUGGUUGGGCACUUCCGGGAAUAGAAGAUACUUGUGGCACUACUAACGUUGUGCGUCUGGUUGCGUGAUGACGCAUUUCGCCUGGGCGUCUUCCUCAGAUUACGUCUAGUUGUUGCCGUUCGUCUGAAUAUAUACCCGCCUCCAUAGGCGUGGUAACUUCACAAAUCCCUGAUAAUUGGUCCUGACACAAGCUUGUAAACAAGUCAAUGGGCUGAGAGGUAUAUCGCCUAAAUGUCUCUUUCAUGAAAAAUUGUCUACUUGAUUAACCUUUUGUGUCCAUUGUAUUUAAAAGUUCUUAUGCAUAUAUUAAAAACAAAAUGAAAAACACAUUGUACAAAUCAGUUGGUGAUUAUCCUCGAUAUAAACAUAUUUUAAACCUCUGUAUACACAUCUGCAAUGAAUAGAUUAAUGAGAGGGUCUAGACAAAGUUAAAAAAUAUUAUCCUACUAUGUGGGAAAGAGAAAAAGUAAAACAUAAAAAUUUCUUAUAUCAUAUUAUACCAAAUAAAUCUGAAAUAUAUCAUAAAGGCACACACUAUAAAAUAUUGUACAUAAAUAAAUGGGAGUAUAUAAAAAAUAUAUGGAAGUACAUAAAAAAUAGUAUUUUGAUAUUAAUAUACAUAUAUAUUUAAAUAAAAAUACAUUUAGAAUGACGUUAUAAAUACGUAUCCCCUUAAUGACCGCGGACGCACUAGGUACAUCCGACAAAAAACGGUCGUUAAGGACCAGGGCAAAUAGGAGCCCUGGACUUACCUGGACAGGCGAUCCGCAAUGAUCACAGUUGGGGGGACUGCCAGAGACCCCAGCAGUCCCCCUGCAGCAGCUCCGGCCACCCCGGCCCUCCAGGGCCAUGGGAUCACCAUGAUCACCGCCGCAAUAGGAGUCUAUGGAGAUGCCAGCAGGGGGACUCUCUGAACUGUCAGGCAGUCCCCCAGGCUGCUUAAAAGUAAGAAAAAAAAUAUUAAUAAAUAUAUUAUACAUCUAUUAUAUAUGUAUAAUAUAUUGUAAAAUAACAAAAGCAUUUUAUAAUAUAUUAUACAUAUAUAAUGCAUAUUUAUGAUUUCGUUAUAAGUGUACUUUGAAAUAUAUACACAUAUAUCUCAAAAUACACUUAUAAUGAAAUCAUAUAUAUGAAUUAUAUAGGUAUAAUAUAUUAUAAAAUACUUUAAAUAAAAGUGUGUGUAUAUAAAUAUAUAUGUAUAUAUAUAUAUAUACAUAUAUAUAUAUAUACACACACACACAUACACACACAAGUAUUAUAUACACACAUAUAUGUAUACAUACACACGUAUUAUAUGUAUUAUAUUAUGUAUAUUAUUUAUUUAUAUAAUAUACAUUUAAAAAACCCUAUUUUAUUUAUUUUUAUAUUUAUAUAUAAAUAUAUAUAUAUAUAUAUAUAUAAAUAUAUACACACACACACACAUACACACACACAUACAUUCUACAUAUAUAUUUAAUGAUUAACUACAUAAUUAUUUUAGUUUAUUAAUUAUAAUUUGAGGGACCUGCCUGACAAACCAGACAAACAGUCCAGAGAAUUUAAUUGGCAAGCGCUAUAUUUAACCCCGUAACUUUCCAAAACAACAUAAAACCUCUACAUGGGUGGAUAUUGUUAUACUCAGAAGACUUCACUGAACACAAAUAUGAGUGUUUUAAAAAGUAAAACUUACCACAACGAUGAUAUCACCAGUAGAGUUGAGUGGACACCUGGAUGUUCGGUUCCGGCAGGUUCGGGCUCGAACUUGACCCCGAACCCGAACCCCAUUGAAGUCAAUGGGGACCCGAACUUUUGGCCACAAAAAUGCCUCUAAAAAAGUCCUGGAAAGGGCUAGAGAGCUGCAAAAGGAAGUAAAAUGGGGGUAAAAGUAGGACAAGUGCCCUGCAAACAAAUGUGGAUAGGGAAAUCACGUAAAAUAACAUAACAAUUAAAAAUACAGCUGAGACAUAAAAUAGCACUAGAUGGAAUAUUUGAUUUUAGCUUUGGAAGAACAUAAAUCAAAAUCUAAAGCAUGGCUGUCUGGAUGAUCAACAGAAUUAUCCAUUUGAGAGAGGGUUGGAGUGCAGGGUAUUCUCUUUCAUUGUUCAAACUGAGCUCAACUCCUGAUGCAUGGAGAAAAGGCCUUCACAAGCCUCUGCUAUUGUGUACAUAGUUUACACAAAGUGACCCAUAGGUUGAGGAGGCGGUGACAGUGGCGAUGUAGGUGGAAGCGGUGGUGGAGGAGGAGGAUGAGGAGGAGGUAGCCAACACUGUUUAUAUAUAUAUCUAUUUUAUAUUUUAAUUGUGGUAGCCCACAAAACAUUGGGAUAUACAAAAAAAUAAACAUUUGCGGCCUGCGGUGCAUUUCUUGCAGUCCUGAGCAUGGAGAAAUGCUCAACUCCUGAUGCAAAUGUACUAUUUAGCAGAUUAGCAGCAAAACAAUUAGAAUGUUUACAACUGUGCUGUAAGCACACAAUUAGAUGCUUCGAUUUGACUCUCAGAUAUGAAGAGCGGAACACAUUUAGGUGUAUUCUUUGACAGUAAUACAUAACAGGAGCUGAGAAUCCAUGCCUAAAGUAGAAUGUGUAAGAAAAAUGACACAAAUUACUGCCCAAACGUUUGCCAAAGACUGGUGGUAAAAUUAGUGCAUGGAAAGUGUUAAAAUACCACCAUUUGAAAUACCCUACGGUGUCUACUUUUCAAAAAUAUAUGGUUUGAUGGAGGUAAAUUACACUGGCCAGGUACAAAAAUGUCCCAAAUAGGACAUAAGUGCAUGAGGACCAACUGUGAAAAUUCCAAUGUGCAUGGAAAGUUUUAAAAUACCACCAUUUGAAAUUUGUUUUUUGGCGGUUGUAGAUGCGUAAUAGAUUUUCGGGGUCAAAGUUAGAAAAAGUGUUUUUUUUUUUUUUUUUAAUUUCACCAUAGUUUAUAUAUUUUUUUUUAUAGUAAAUUAUAUGACAUGAUGAAAAUAAUGGUAUCUUUAGAAAGACCAUUUAAUGGCGAGAAAGAAGGUAUAUAAUAUGGGUGGGUACAGUAAAUGAGUAAGAGAAAAAUUACAACUAAACAUAAGCACUGCAGAAAUGUAAAAACAGCCCUGGUCCCAAACGGUGAGAAAAUUGAAAAGCGAUCUAGCCACUAAGGGGUUAAGUUAUAAAGUUAAUCAUUCAUAAAAACUUACGGUCAUUAAAAAAUUAGUGGGGCACUUUUAUCAUAUUUACAUUUGUUAAGCAUCUUGUAAGCAUAAGUAAACCCCUGAGAGUGUCCUGUAUAUAUCAGUAGAAUAUUAACAGGGACUAUUAGUUGUCAUGGAAAACUAUUGCUGAUCGAAUGGGGGUCCUGCUAACUGUUGCAAUAUAAAUUGUUAGAUCACUGUGUAUUCAUGAUUCACACUCAGAAGACAAUCACUGGCUCUCCAUCUGGAUGCGAUUACCUCCUACAGGAUUGGGACAAGACACACUGCUCACAUUUCUCCAUUUGGCCUGUUUUUUGUUUCUCUUGGAAAAUGUGUUCUGGGGGAUGUGCGAAAUGCCUGGGCAUUGUCCUAAUUCCUCUAGCCAUUCUGUGCACAGUGGCUAAUAUCAUGUUAUUUUUCCCCGGAGGCAAUAUUCCUUCAGACAAAGUACAAAUUAUAGAUGAAGUCUGGUAUUUUGGUGGAAUAUUGGGGUCUGGAGUUCUGGUAAGUGCAGUAAUUGCUACUUGUUCCCAAUAGCACAAUAUGAUUUUAAAAUAACGUCUCUAAUGUUGCUAUGUUUCUUUAUUUGCCUGUAAACACACAAGUAAGCAUAACUGUGAUAUUGAUAUUCUUUCAUAAUUCAUUUUUGUUUUACUUAUUUAGAUUAAUCCUUAAAUAAAAUUAAUAUAUAUAUAUAUAUAUAAAUAAGUUUGUGAUAAUACUGACUAUGAAUGUCUAAGACAAAAUAAAACCACACAAAUUUUGGAUUUGUGCACGGUGGAAAAAUAUGGCUCAUCCAAACCAUUUUUACCGAAAAACAGAAAAUGUUUUAGGCCACCCGUAGUUCUUCCUUAUGUUGGUUUGGUUCAGCAGAAUUUCAGUAGCAAAAACCCUACUCAGUAACCAAAUCAGACAAAAGUGUGAAAAAUGGGUAAAUCAAUGUAAUUUAGCAGUAAGCCAUUUGGAUCAAGUGUAAAAAAGCAACCAAUAGCAGAAAAAAGUAGCAGGAACAGUAAAAGCCAAUCUAUAUUUAUUUAUUUAUGCAUUAUAUAUAUAUUGCUCUCUUCUCACUUGAUAUGUAAAUAAAAUCAACAUUAAAUGACUGUCCCCUAGCCAUAAUUAAUUUUUAGGCACAUAAAUCAUCUCUUUUUUUUUUUGGCACAACAGGCAUAAUUCAGAUUCACGAACGUGCUAGGCCAUUACACAGUCCAGUUUGUUCAUGAUAUGGGUAAUAGAGACCCAGUACUGCAUGAACAUUGAUAGAAUCCAAAUCCUAACCCUAACUUUAACACUAUAAUAAUUGCAUCUCUUGUUCUGGAGGCACACAUUGUCAGGUCUUGUGAUGUAUGGAUGUCUCCAAAAUCCACAUGGUAUUGUUUCUCAAUAACUUUACUUAUCAAAACUGAAUAAUCUGAGUUUAAUUUGAACUGUGCCCUCUGAUGUGGUUUGCCAUUACAGUGGGACCGCAGUUUACAAAUUUAAUGCGUUCUCCUGCUGGUUUUCUUUUGAGAAAAAAUUGUAAACCGAAACGCGGUUUCCCAUAGGAAUGCAUUAAAAACCAAUUAAUCCGUUCAGGAGGUCAGAAAAAAGUCAAAAUAAGCUGGCAUGGAAACCAACCCACAAUGCAAAACACAAUAAAAGACAUGCAAAUGACGAAGCUCAGCUCCCUACCUUUCCACAGCUUGAGAAAUGCACCAAAAAGUCCCAAAACAACUGAAAACAUCUUCCAGAAUGGCUCCAAAACUCGAUGCAAAAGCUGCUCCAACACCUCCACACUCGACGCCACGUGCUACCCAGAGGCUCCAGUAUGCAGGGGGCGGUGCUAUAAACCUCCCAGGUGCAAUGCAUCCUGGGGAAACUUGCUUUGUAUUGAGAAAAAUUUUGUAAACCGAGGCAUUAUUUUCAAUGGAUUUUCACUUGUAAACCGAAAAUUAUGUUAACCGAGUCGUUUUUAAACCGAGGUCCCACUGUAUUUCUAUCAAACAUUAAAAACCACCUUUAACUUGCUUAAUUUUUUUUUUUUUUUGUAAGAUUAUAUUAACUAUUUAAUAACUGAAUUAUAAACCAAUUCAGACAUGGUAAAGUCAAGGCAAACAGUACAAAUGACAAGGAAAAAAUGAAAAUAUUUCUCCUCUUCUCUGUAUGCUAUUUCUAUGCUGACUGACAGGUGCAUAGAAUAGAGUUUCUAACAAUGAUUAUCAAGGAGCUAGGUUGGAGGUAAUCAGUUGCAAGAUAAAGAAGUGGGGAUUUCUUCAUUUAAUUUUGUUUUGCACACUUCUCAAAUACAUAUUUGUAAAUAUAGAAUAAGUAAACAUCAUUUUAUUCAAAGAAAGUUACAGUUCCCUUUAAAUUGACUCUGCAAGAAUACAUACUUGUGCAUUUAACCCCUUAAGGACAAAUGACAUGUGUGACGUCAUGAUUCCCCUUUAUUCCAGAAGUUUGGUCCUUAAGGGGUUAAAUCUAUUUUACACAACAAAGUAUUGUAAAAUAUAUAUUUUGUAUUUUUUUUAAAUAAUAUUUGUCUAUAGUUUUAGUUCAUGUUCAUGUCGAGAGUCACCCUUCAUAGCCUGUAAUAAAUGGUGCAGUCAAGUUUAUCUCCUUUACUUACCACUCUCCUCAUUCUCUACCCCUUUGUCAGCCAUUUUAUUUUGUAGCACCAAUUGAUACAUUUUAUAAGACAGUAGGCGAAAUAUCUGUGUGUGAAAUUCAAGGGAAAUCAGAACAGCAAAUCUAAAAGUAAAGCUGGAACACGAGAAUCAAUAAAUGUUAUUUAAUAAUAAAAAAAAAUUCUGUUUAGACAUCUAAGAAUCUACACUGGUCUGCCACAACAUUAAAACCACCUGACAAUAUCAUGUAGGUCACCCUUGUGCUGCCAAAACAGCUCGAUGCAUUGUGGUAACUGAUAACAAGACCUUAGCAGCAGAUUCUUUAAGUCCUGCAAGUUGUGAGGUGAGGCCUCCAGGAAUCAUUUGUGGAUCUAGCACAUCUCACAAUUGCUCAAUCAUAUUGAAAUUUGGGGAAUUUGGAGGCCAAGGAAACACCUUGAACUCUUUGCCAUGUUCUUCAAACCAUUUCUCAAUAAUUUUUGCUUUGUGGGAGGGUGUUUUACCUGAUGUGUUAUGGUGUUUUACAAAAUAAUAUCAGACAUCCCACCAUGCAAAACCUCAUUUCAGGGAGGUGGUUUCUCCAGCUAUUGUGUUGCUUCUCCCCAUCCCACCCCAAGACACCAAACAUGUAUGAACACAAGGACAUGACAUUUUAUUAUGACAGAACAAAACUAUUUAACAACAUACUGCAACUAAGUUUUAAAAAUGUUUUACAUUUUUUAAUUUUUCAGACGUGUACCUGGCUUAUAUAUUUUAACUGGUACUUCUUGUUUCCUAGUUCUCAUCUCUUUAUUUAAUAUGCUCCAUUCUUUAUUUCUUAGAUUUGUGAGUAAGAGAGGUAAAGGAAACAGAGGGGAUACAUAAUUGAACUCUAAUCCUUCCCACCCCUAUCCCCCCCACCCUAAUUUUGCUUCCUGUUGUAGGUUCUUGUUUCUAAACCUUUCCUUCCUGCCUAUCCUUGGAGAGAGAGAGAGCACACUUUACAUCUGAUGUAGUUAGAUUUACCGUUCUUUUUGUCUGCCUGUUUUAUAGAAUCUUCUAAUUUUAAGGAUGCCGGAGAAACUUUUGCACCAUUGUGAUAGUUGUUAAAUUAUAGCUUCCAAUUUGUUCAUCAUGUGCAAACUUCUAUUUGAGUGUAUCUAUUUCCAAGGUUUGCCAAUAUACCCCUCUCCAUUUUUCCUUGGCAUAUGACUUGUGCUAUUAAUUCUUGCGUGUAUGGGAUUCUCCCUGUUUUCCAAUAACGUGCUAUGAGAAGUUUAGCUGCCGUAAUGAUAUGUAAUGUUAUCAUUUGUACUUUUUUUGACAUUUUGGGCCAAUUUAGGUUUAACAAGACCACUUAGGCUUGAAUUCUAAUUUCAUUUCUGUUAUUUGAUAUAUUACUUUCAUUACAUCCUUCCAAUAUUGACUUAUGGGUGCGCAUUGCCACCAACUGUGAAUCAAAUUACCUUCACUGACAUUGCAUUUCCAACACCUAUCUGAUGCAUCUUGGAAAAUUGUAUUUAAACGUUUUGGUGUUAAAUACCAUCUAUUAGAAAGUUUGAAUUGUGUUUCCAUGAGGUUUUGGCAAUGUAUAUGUUUGUAUAGUUUAUUUAGGGCGCUUAUCCACUCUUCUUCUUCUAUUGGUACUUGUAUUUCUUUUUCCCAUUUAUUAAUCAGACCUAUUGGUUUAUUGUGUCUCCCUCCAUAUAUAUAUAUCUUUGGCACACUUUGCCAAUAGGUUUUUUAUAAUUCUUUAGUUCAAGAAGGUGUCUGAGUUCUAUAUUUUUCUCCUCCUUAUUUUUAAGUAGAUAUUCUGCAAUAAAGCCUUUGAUUCUCAGAUAGUUAAAAGUUUCUUUCAUGGAAAUGUUGAAUUCCUCCAUAAUUUGAUUGAAGGGCUUAAUUUUAAUCGCCACUAAUUCCCUAAUCCCCCCCGGUCUUCCAGGUAUCUAUUUUUAUAUUUUCCGGCAUAUCUGAAAUAGUGAUGUCGCGAACCAUGCCUUCAACAUGGAUGCUGUCCAGGAGGUGGGAGGGUCUGGGAGGGAGGGUCUGCUGGAGAUUGGCCGGGAUGUGUCAACUGACUGGAGUUCGCCGUGAACGGUUCGUGGCGAACCGUGGCAAGCCGUUCACGGAAAGUUCGUGAACGGUACGCGACAUCACUAAUCUGAAAUGGUAGAAAAUGGAAGCACCUCUAUUAUUUUAUUUCUAAGUCCUAUAUUAAUUGUGAGUUUACCCCACCAACUCGUUAAUUAUUUGAGUAACUCUGAUUUGCGCCGUGCCUCUUCAAUAGAUUUUUUAUUUAAGUCUAAAACCCAAAAUAGUGAUGAUAAAUUGUCUACCCCAGUUUUCAAGUUUCUGGGAACCCCAAUCCUCCGUCUUGCCUUGACCUAGCCAGGUUUUUCAUUUUAACCCUUGCUUUUUUACCACCCCAUACAAAUUUAAAAAAUGGUGAGUGUAGUAGAGAUAGCCAGUUUUCUGGGAAGUUGAGAGGGAUCAUUCUCCAUUCUCUAAAUUCUCUGGACUUUUGCCCUGGGUUGUCAGGCUGGUCCCCCAAAUUGCAAUCAAUAAAAUUACUGAAUUAUGUAAAAAUUGCAUAAAUAUACACAUAGAAUUUAAAUAUAUAUACAUAUUUAUAUAUUUUUAAGUCUAUGUGUAUAUUUAUGAAAUUAUUUAUGUAAUUAUGUAUUUGGACAUAUGUAUAUUUCGUAUUAUUUUUAUUUAUUUAUAUAUACAUAGAUAUAUAUAAUUUCAUUCUAAGUGUAUUUUGAUAUAAAUAUAUAUAUAUAUAUAUAUUUUUAUUAUUUUUACUUUCUUUUAUUUUUAAUUAAUUAUUUUUUUUAAAAUUAAUAUAUCUAUAUAUAUACAAUAUAUACAAUAUAUAGUUAUUAUAUAUAUACGUGUGUAAUUUUACUCUAAGUGUAUUUUUAUAUUAAUAUAUGUAUAUGUUAAUAUAAAAACACACUUAGUAUGAUGUUAUAUAUAAGAUAUACAUAUAUAUAUUAAAUAUAGAUAUAAUAUAUAUGUAUAUAUAUAUAUCUUAUAUAUACAUAUAUAUAGAUUUUUUUUUAAUUUAUUAACUUUAUUUAUUUUGUUUACUUCUUUCACCAGCAGGGGGACUGCUUGUCAGUUCAGGUAGUCCCCCUGCUGGCAGCACUGUGGACUAAUUUGCAGAGGAGGGACUGUCUGGGCUGUCAGACAGUCCCCCAAGUGGAGCAGAAGACUGAUUGUCGGCGGGGGAACGGCAGCGAUCGAAUAAGUACAUGAGAGAGGGAGAGAGAGGGAGGGAAAGGGUUAUUUUAUCUUUAGUAUUUUUAUAAUUUAUUUAUUUCUUUACUGAGUGCCUCAACCCCUCGAUUCACUUGGCACAGGCAUAGCAUCGGAAGAUUGCCUGAUGGCUUCCGAUGCUCUGCACUACACUCCCGGGCAUCACGUGGGGCGUCCGGGGGACUGAUCACCCAGUGUUCUCCGGCAGCCUGGCAGUGAGAGGGGGUAUUGCAUUAUGCCUUGACAUCAAGGCUUCGCCGCAAUACCAUUAGAGCGGCUGGAAGCGAACAUGAUAGCUUCCAACCCUCUAAUUCCCCACGGACGUAUCAGGCCACCUAACCCAACGCUAUCCAACAUAACAUCAUUAUGAAAAUGUGAGAAGUGUCAGCAUUUUUUUCCCUUUUAAACAUACAUACUAUAGUCCUUUACUGGCUAAAUACUGAGUUUGGGUAAAAUUAUGUAUUUUUAGGAAUUAUAUUAUAAGUGCAUGGGUGAGAACAUUUUUUUCUAGAAUCGGAAAAAAAAUAUUCCAUGAUGUUUAAAUGAAUUCAUAACUACAAAACAGAGUUUAGCUUUCAUAUAAUUUGCAAAUUUUUCACAGAGUGUUUUUUUAAGAAAACAAAUAUAUAGUUUUUAUUUGCUAAAUAAGCAAAGCACAUAGGUGAAAAUUAAUAAAGAUGUAAUGUGAUAAAGUCAAAAACAGACUCUCACAGCAUAACUUACUGUACAGGAACUUCUCUGCCUUUUACUGUACAGGAGGGCUGUCUCUAUGGUGUUGCUAUGGAUACUUCACCCCAGCUGGAUUUACUAAGAUGAGGGGUAUCAAAUACACCAUGCCCCCCAUGUGAGGAAAUGCCUCCUUGACAGACAGAGCUGCCCCAGUCUCCUCCCUGAUAGAACAGGCAGCCUCCAUGCUGUCUGUGCUGCAGUUGCCUCUAGCCUCCUCCUCCCUCCCACUCUUUGAAGCUGGCUGAUAUCACAAGGGCCUCGGCAGGCUAUUAAAGGGCCGUGACACAUGACCAGGCCCCUGUUUAAUGAUAGACAAAUAAUACCCCUCACGUGGCCGCAAAUUAUAUGUAUAAUGUCCGAAAAAUCACACACAAUCUGAUAUACAUUGUGUGAUUUCUGGGAUAUUGUAUAUAGUAUGGAGGUGUCAGGGAACUUCUAUGAAAAAGCAGGAGUCAUCCGGAACUACCGGGAGACUUGGAAUUUGUGUAAUAUAUAUAUAUAUAUAUAUAUAUAUAUAUAUAUAUAUAGUAUGGUUAUGGUAAACCUUUUAUAUGUCUUACAGAUGAUUUUUCCAGCAAUUGUAUUUCUUGGUCUGAAAAAUAAUGACUGCUGUGGAUGCUGUGGCAAUGAAAGUUGUGGGAGAAGAUUUGCUGUAAGUAUUAAAUACAAUAUGGAAUAAUCUAAAAUAAUUUCUCUCAAUAUUGGUUAACAUUUAUCAGUGUAUUGCAGCCCUCAAGGCCUAUAAUCAAGAUAACAUAUGUUAUAGGGACGCUAUAGGCUCAUUGAAGUGGUCUGGGUUCAGUGUAUCUGAUCCUUUAACCCUGCAAUGUAAAACUUUGCAGUUUUUAGUGUUAAGACUGUCUCUAGUGGCUGUCUACUAAACAGGCACUUGCUGCAGUUUCAUGCAGUUUGAUUCCAUGAAAAUGACGCUGGACGCUCUAGGAAUUACCUAUGGGGAAGUGGGUAGGGCCUAAUGCCUGUGUGGAGGAGGGUAAGUGUAAACAGUGUUUUCUUUUCCUAACACUAAAGUUUUUCAUUAACAUGAGAUGUAAAGAGAAAAAUAAUUACAUUUUCAGUAAACUGAAGAAAGUAUGGAUUAUUAGAACAAAAAAAUGUCUUCUGACCACCUUCAGCUUAAUGCAGCAAGUUGUGUAACACCAUUAAUAUAUGUUAUUUUUUAUUUUUUUAUUUUUUUUGCAAAUCUGAUUUUAUUGAGGGAAAAGAAUUAGGCUCCCAGGCCUCAACGAAAAGCAGUAUUACGUGUUACAACAUAUGUUAUUCUUCAGAACAUUACAUUGGAAGGUUCCUAUAACUUCAAGGCUAUUACACCACGAUAUCAGGUUAAGGCAUAGUUAGCAUAAAUGUUAUUUGCACAAAUACAGCACAAAAGAGCAUUCUCAGUAUUUGUUUGCAAGACAUUAUCUAGUGUGUUUGCGUGGUGCAUGUUCCACGUUUGGUGUUCGACCCCCUAGAUAUAGUCAGACAGAUGUUGCUUUCAGUCGUCAGGUUAGUGACUUAUAUCCCUGAGAGACGUAUGAGAGUAGCAAGGAAUAUAAUGUGUUGUAGGGUGAGAAGAAGAAGGUUAAGGAAUGACGUGUAAGUAUGAGGAGAGCCUUCCCUGGUGUCCGCACUUUCCUGCCCAACCGAAACGGGCCGUGAGCGUGCGUGUGAUGGUCGAGAUUUCGUUUGGUCCUGUCAUAGUGGCUUACGGUAGCACGUUGGUCAUGCAGUGUGAACCUAGGCUGUGUUAUUGUCUCAGUGGGAUCGUCUGGAGUCCGGCCCUAUAUUGUGUGUUGGGUCCUUCCCUUCGGGCUCCAUCUUCCAGUUUGCACAUCCGUAUGAUGUGUCCUGUAGACUGUAGUUUAGUCUAUCGUGUGCGUUGAUUGGGCGUGUGUGUGUCGGGAGGGGUUUCGUGAUGCCACAUUGUCGGUUGUCCAGUGUGUGCGAGCAUAAGUUCGGGUCGGUAAGGGGUCAUAUGUUACCACGGGCCAUAAUUCCUCCCAAGAUGGAGUAUCCUAUAUAGGGGGGUAAGCACGUCCAAUAAAAGUGUAGAAUCCUGGUUUGUCUGUCCCGCCCCCCCGCUCCCAAUGCGCCCCGCAUGGGCCCUUUAUCUAUCUGCCUGAUAUGAGAACCAGGGUUGCCAUGUCUCCGCGUGCCUUGUCGAACGCCCCGCCAGGGAUGCCUGCACUGCCUCUGCCGCUUGUAUGUCUUUGACCCUAUGGAGCCAUUCUUCUGUCGUGGGAACAGUUGCUGUCUUCCAGUAUACUGGAAUUAGGGAUUUGGCAGCAUUCAAUAGAUGGCGUAGAAUUGAUUUCUUAUAUCUGGGAAUAGGUUGUGAAGUAAUAUGUAGUAGGGCCAAUUCUCGGGACCAUUCUGUGUCAUCCCCCAGGAUCUCCUUUAUUUCGGAGUGGAUAUGAUCCCAGUAUUGUGCGAUGGCAUGGCAUUCCCACCAUAAGUGUACUAUGGUACCUCUCGCCAUUAAUAUAUGUUAGACCUUAAUAUUAAACGGACACUAUACUCAACAAAACAACUGUUUGGGUGUGUACAUCAGGUCCAUGCAGUCUGACUGCUCAAUUCUCUACCAUCUAGGAGUUAAAUUACUUUUGUUUCUGUUUAUGCAACCCCAACCAUGCCUCCCCUGGGUGUGGCUCACACAGCCUGUAUGAAAACAAUAUGGUUUCAUUUUCAAUCAGAGUAACUUACUUUAAAAGUUUGUACCUUCUGCUCUGUAAAUUGGGCUUUAAUUGCUUACAGGAGUCUCCUGUGGGGUCUAGCAAGCUAUUAACAGAACAGGAGAUAAGAAAUUCUAAAUUUAAACAGAAUUUUCAAUAAAGGAAGUGUAAACAUUAGAUGACUCUUUUCAGGAAGUGUUUAGGGAGGCUGUGUAAGUCACAUAAAGGGAGGUCUGUGCAGGGCUGCAUAAACAAAAUUACUUAGCUCCUAAAUGGCAGAAAAUUGAACAGUGAGACUGCAUGGGGCAUGAUUUAUACACCAAAACAACUUAAUUAAGCUAAAGUUGUUUUGGUAAAUAUAGUGUCCCUUUAAUAUUCAGGAUUCUUAUCCACAAAGACUCAUUUCCCUAAAAUUCGUUGUUCAAAGGUAAUUUAUGAUUCACCAAUAAAUAUCACAACAGGUUACCAAUAAUUGUAAUUUUAUUGUGACAUGAAAUUAAUGCUCAUGCGUGAUAUCAAUGCAAUGCAAACAUAAUGGAAAAUGGCAAUACAGCAAACUAAUUAAUAAUUGUGAUAGAACACCCUAUUUCUCUUGCCUCAGUCAUACCUUAAGUAACUAAACCUCAACAAGAUAUUAAUACUUGUAUGUCUGUAAGGUAAACAACAGGUGUUAUAAAAUUUUGUUAUGGAAAUCAUCAUUAUAAUUGUGGCAAAGGUUUGCCUGAUCUACCACAUAUUUUAUUUGGCUGCAAAACAAACAAACUAAAUAGUAUCAAAAAUUUAACUCUAAAGUAUUACAGUUUACUUAAAGGGACACUACAGUCACCAAAACAACUUUAGCUUAAUGAAACAGUUUUGGUGUAUAGAUCAUGCCCCUGCAGUCUCACUGCUCAAUUCUCUGCCACUUAGGAGUUAAAUCACUUUGUUUAUGAACCCGUCACACCUCCCUGCAUGUGACUUGCCCAGCCUUUAUAAACACUUCCUGUAAAGAGACAUCUAAUGUUUAUCCUUCUGUUACUGCAAGUUCUGUUUAAUUUAGAUUUUCCUAUCACCUGCUAUGUUAAUAGCUUGCUGGACCCUGCAAAAGCCUCCUGUAUGUGAUUAAAGUUCAAUCUACAGACCAAGAGAACAUCUUACUGAAAGUGAAACCAGUUUUUUUUUUUAAUGCAGGCUGUGUUAAUCAGAGCCAGGGGAGGUGUGGCAAGGGCUGCAUAAACAGAAACAAAGUGAUUUAACUCUUAAAUGGCAGUGAAUUAAGCAGUGAAACCUGAGAAGCAUGAUCUAUACAUUAAGAGUGCUUCAUUAAGCUAAAGUUGUUAGAUUGUAAAUAUAUAUAUAUAUACAUACAUGGACCGUUGCUGAAAUUUAACCUUCCACAGAACCAGAUAGUUACCCCUGAGAUGAUAAGAAAUUAACUUUUAGAAUUUUAGAACUGUUUGAAGAUAGAAUGGCAGUGUUCCUCCAAUCAGGGUGUGCUAAUUUAAAAAUAUCCUUAUCAAAUUAAUAACCAAUGAUUUUCACAAGGGUGUGAAUAUUAAACUGAAUAAAUUUAUAUUUUAUAUAAGAUUAAUGUAAUUUUACUGUUAAUUCAUUAGACACCAGAGGGCAAUCAUGGUUAACUUUUAAUUUGAACUGGCUGACACCUCUCAAAAGUUAGUUUCAUAAAACUAUUAACAAUUACCUGUUAUUAUUGCUUAUCAUUAGCCUUGAAAAGUAUAACUAUUGGCCAAGCAAUACCUUUCCCAUGUAUUAGAAAAAUAAUACAAGCUAAAAAAAAUAAAAAAAUAUCCUCUCUCUCUUUUUUAUAUGAGGCAUAUAGUAAUCGAUACAGAAACAUGACAGUAGGAGUUAUAUCGUGACAAUGCAAGAGUACAAUUGUUACACAGGUUAAUAUACACUCCUGAGUAAUUAAACCACUUUUUUCUUUUAAGGGUUAAACAUGCUAGGCUAGUACAUGCUAUAUACGUAACUGUUAAUAUGCAAAAAUAUAUAAACUAGGCAAUUACAUCUGAAAGCAUGUUGUAGGCCAUGCUAAAAUGGAUAUAAUAAGUGCAGCGUUAGCUCAGGGCAUUUAAGGCCAUGACAAAGUAAUGCAGAUGAGGCAUUAGCCCAAAAUAUAGUUACUGCCUAGAACCCAAAUAAGUUGAAAUAACACAUUAUAUGUAAAUAAUAGAGAUACAGAGUUAUAAUAAUCACCUUAACCCACACAACACCCUAUCAGCUCACUGCAUUGCAGAAACACAGAUAAAAUAUACAACAGCUGUGGGCAUCAGCAGGACUGGAACAGCUGGUUGUGGCAGGAAUGGGUCCAAUUGUAGAGGGGGAGAGUCCGCUUGGGAGCAGGUAGGUCGCCUGCAGAACUUAUUCCUCCAAUUCCAAAGGUGGGAAAUCAUGGCAAUGUUGCAGGGUGGAUGCUAAUAUUAACAAGCUAAUAUUUUGAUUCAUUUAUCACACAGCUGUGGCUUUUAAGACUGGGCCAUUGUAUUAAGGCUUGUGCAAAGCGUGAAGAAAAGAAAUCCAGUUACAGGAACAUGCGAGGAUUAGUAAAAAAAAGAAAAUGCUAACAUAUGUGUUAAGUAUUACUAUCAUUUUAAUAGAUCAAUACAAAUAAUAUCUGCUAUGAUUUUAUAUAUAACAGAUUGCUACCCUUAACCCUCAUGCCCAAAAGAUUUAAAAGAACACUGUAGCAUUAGGAACACAUAUGUCUACAGUCUUGAUAUGCUUACUUUGUUUCAGUGCCCCCCCAGUGUCAGAAAUAAAGAGGAAAUGAAACAAAAUUAAAUAAAUAAAAAUAAAUCACUCAUCUUCUCUCCAAGCUGCCAUGACCUCUUCCUUGUCUGAUGUCAUCCUAGAGGCAGGGUCGGUGCAAGGAUUUUUGCCGCCCUAGGCAAAAGAAAAUGUUGCCGCCCACCCACCCCCAUGUGACAUCACAAUGCCCUACCCAUAUGAUCUGCCAGAUGAACUAACACCAGUGCUGCACACAGUGUGUGUUUAAAUUAAAAAGCCUGCAGGGACCGGCUAUAGACACCAGAACCACUUAAUUAUGCUGAAGUGGUUCUGGGGACUAUAGUGUCCCUUUAAUGUGAGGUAAAUUAGAGAUUAGUGUCACUAAUAAUAUACUAGAUUGCCUACUUACAACCAGAUGAGCAGGGUGAUGGGCUCUGGCUGCAGUUUGGUUCCACUGGUUUGGUGUAGAGCAGGAUCUCUGGAGGCUGUUUGUAACUGUGGUCACAAAAUUCAAUGUUGUGGGAGAACAGGAAGCUUCUUAAUUUUUGGGGGCCCCUUACACAGCUCAAGGUCUGAGCCCCAGGGCCUGAUGGUGAGUAUGCCCAAGAGGCCCAGUCAUAAGUACACCCAUAUGUUCCACCCAUGAGUUCGCUCACAGGGAGUGGAGUGUAUAGGGGAUGUGUUAUGUGUUAUUGUAGAGGAUCUAAUGUGUGUGCUUAUGGAAUGUAGUGUAUAGGGAUACCAGCUUGUGUAGGUGAUGCAGUGUGUUUGUGUGUAGUGGAAGCAGUGUGUGUUUGUGUAGUGGAAGCAGUGUGUGUAGAGAUGUAUUGUGUGUUUCUGGUUGUGUGUAAGGGAUGCAUUGUGUGAAUCUGUGUUUGUAUGCAUAAGGGAUGCAAGGUGUGUGUCUGUAAGUGUGUGCAUUGACUGUGUGUGUAAGAAAUGCAUUGUGUUUCUGUGUGUAUGUAAGAGAAGCAGUGUGUGUUUGCAUGUGUAUGUAAGGGAUGCAUUGUGUGUUUCUGUGUAUGUGUGCAAAGGAUGCAUUGUCUUUGUGUGUAAGGGUUAAAUUGUGUGUGUGUGUGUGUGUGUGUGUGUGUGUGUAAUGGAUGCAUUGUGUGUUUCUCUGUGUGUAAGGGAAGCAUGUUGUGUUUCUGUGUGUGUAGGGAUGCAUUGUGUGUUUCUGUGUAUGUAUAGGGAUGCAUUGUGUGUGUGUGUGCGUAGUGUGAAAGAGCUCCCUGUCCUGCCCCCUGUCCUAUAGAGCUCUCCCUUCUGUCCCUUAAGCUCCCCCUGCCCCUUAGUGGUCUCUCCUCACCCCCACCCUCCCCUAGCGGUCUCUUCUCACACCCAGCCACCCUCCCUGUGUCUCCUCACCUCCCCUUCUCCUCACCCCCUCUCCCGUGUUCUUCUCACCCCCCAUCCUACCUGUGUUCUUCUCACUCCCCCCAUGUUCUUCUCACCUCCCCCCUCCCUGUGUCUUCCUCACCUUCCCUUCUCCUCACCCCCUCUCCCUGUGUUCUUCUCACUCCCCCCCUGUGUUCUCCUCAUCUCACCUUCUCCUCACCCCCUCCCUGUGUACUUCUUACUCCCCCAUCCUCCUCCUGCCUUCUUCUUACUCCCCUGUUUUCUUCUUACUCCCUCCUUCUACUUACUCCCCUCUUCUUUUUUAUUCCCCCUCUUCUUCUUACUCCCCCUUUUCUUCUUACUCCCCCAUCCCCUCUUCUUCUUACUCCCCUCUCCCCCCUUCUUCUUACUCCACCUUCUGCCCCAGUUCUUCUUACCACCUCCCCCGUGUUCUCCUCACCUCCCCUUCCCUGUAGCGUGGCCGAGCUCCUCUCUGGUCCGCGGUACAGGAGUUUCUGUUUCCUGUACCCGGCCGGACUGACAAUAAGUGUACACAGAGCUGCAGCAUUUAAAGGGCCGGCGAUGGGGGCGUAGGGCACCCCCUCCUAUUUGGCGUCCUAGGCGGCUGCCUAGUUCGCCUUAUAGGAAGCGCCGGCCCUGCCUAGAGGAGCAUUGAGGACUAUAGGUGGCCAUGCCUAUGAUUCUGCCAUAGUGAAUCAUGGAAUACAAUGAUUCUCUAUUGCACACUGUGAUGUUGUGUGUUUCUCUGUGUGUAAGGGAAGCAUGUUGUGUUUCUGUGUGUGUAGGGAUGCAUUGUGUGUUUCUGUGUAUGUAUAGGGAUGCAUUGUGUGUGUGUGGGCGUAGUGUGAAAGAGCUCUCUGUCCUGCCUGCUGUCCUAUAGAGCUCUCCCUUCUGUCCCUUAGAGCUCUCCCCUGCCCCUUAGUGGUCUCUCCUCACCAACCACCCUCCCCUUGCGGUAUCUUCUCACACCAAGCCACCCUCCCUGUGUUCUUCUCACAAUCACCUUCCCUCCCUGUGUUCUUCUCACCUCCCACCCUCCCUGUGUUCUUCUCACCCCCCACCCUCCCUGUGUUCUCCUCACCUCCCCUUCUCCUCCCCUUUUCCUCAUCCCCUCUCCCGUGUUCCUCUCACUUGUUCAUGUCACUCCCCCCUUACCUGUGUUCUUCUACCCUCCCCCUCCCUGUGUCUUCCUCACCUCCCCCCUCCCUGAUUCUCACUUUAAUGAAUAACUAUGAUGGUCUCAUGGGAAUCAUAUACUCGGGAAGAGUGCAGUAGCCCAUGGGGGUCUAUGUCAUCCCACAUUAUUUAACAAACCCUAUUGGAUGAGUAUUUUCUAGCGACAAUGCCCAAUUUAGUACAGGGCAGACUUUAGUUAGUAACCCCAUUAGACCCAACUCAAAGAUGUUUCCGCAUACAUGUUACCUAGCACGUAUUCUAUAUUGAUCUUAUGUGACAAGUUUUGACUACAGUGAUCAAUUGGCAGGGACUACAUAUAAAUGUGAUCUGAUUUUUUUUUUUUAAACCCUGAGGGUCAACUUUUAUUUUUUGUAACCCUCAGGGGUUAAUUUUAUUUUAUUAAUUAAUUUAAAUAUAUUAAAAUGAUAUAUUUAGCUAGCUGGGGUGGGUGCAAGUUAGUGGGGAAUUGGGGAAUUUGGUGUUAGGCUAGCUAGAGGUUAACGUUAAAAUAAAUUUUUUAAAAAGUUUUAAAAAAUUCAAAAAGGUUUUUUUAAUAAAAAGUUUAAAAAAAUCCAACCCUCCUUUACCCAGUCCUAAUAAAAAUGAACCCCUUCCCUGCCUGUUGAUCACUACCUACCGUGAUCAAAAUACAGAUCACAGUAUUAUACUGUGAUCCGAUUUGUUUUUUAACCCCUUAGGUUUAACUUUUUUUUUUAACCCUCAGGGGUUCAAUUUAUUUAAUUCAUUAAUUUAAAUAUUUUAAAAUGAUAUGUUCUGCUAGCUGGGAUGGGUGGGAGUUAUGGGAAAUUGGGGAAUUUACGGUUAGUGCUGCUUACUGCUAGUUAGGGGUUAACGGUAAAAAUAAAAGCUUAUAAAAAUGUUAAAUCUGUAAAAAAAAGUUAAAAAAAGGAAAAAAAUACAUUUAAAAAUGCUCAUUACCACUACACCUGGAACAAACUAGAGAAAAAAUUAUCCCAAGCUAAGGUUCAAAAUACGCCUUUUGAAUUACCACGGGGUGUAUUCUUUAAUAAAUAGUAUGUGUUUGUGGGGAGGUUUCAAUAACCAACCAUCUAAACUACUCCAAAAUGGAACACGGACACAGCGUAAAAUUUAGAAAAAAACUGAAUGGCUGCGUCUCAUCAUCCACAUAUACCUGGCAAAGGUACAUACGGGGGUAUUGCUGUACUUAGACGACAUAGCUGAGCAACAUAUGUAGUAUUAUACAGUCGUAGCACACAAAAGGUUUGCAAGAUAUACUACACACUUGGUACAAGCUAGCAGAAAAUUUAUCCCACGCCAAGGUUCAAAAUAUGCCUUUUGAAAUACCCUGGGAUGUCUUCUUUAAGAAAUGGAAUGGCUUUAUGGGAUAUUUGGAUUAUAUAGCCUGGUAAAAUACUCUAAAAUGGGACAUGGGCACUGUAAAAAUUAAAAGUUUGACAAAAACUGGAAUGACUGUGUCUCAAAUGUGCCCCUUCCAUGUCCACAUAUACCUGGCAAAGGUACAUAUGGGGGUAUUGCUGUACUCAGAAGACAUAGCUGAGAAACAAAUUAAGUAUUAUACAGUCGUGGCACACAUAAGGUUUGCAAAAUAUACUGUGCAAACUCACUUUGUGUGUCAAAAAGGCAGAAAAAACGCUUAUUACCACUACACUUGGUACAAGCUAGCGGAAAAAUGAUCCCACGCUAAGGUUUAAAAUAUGCAUUUUGAAAUACCCUGGGAUGUCUUCUUUAAGAAAUUAUAUGCCUUUAUAGUUGGAUUAUAUAGCCUGGGACAUGGACACAGCGUAAAAAUUUGAAGUUUGACAAAAACUGUGAUGACUGUGUCUCCAAUGUGCCCCUUACAUGUCCACAUAUACCUGGCAAAGGUACUUAUUGGGUAUUGCUGUACUCAGAAGACUUAGCUGAGAAACAUAUGAAGUAUUAUACAGUCGUAGCACGCAUAAGGUUUGCAAAAUAUACUGUGCAAACUCACUUUGUGCGUCAGAAAAAAAAGGCUGAAAAAAUGCUUAUUACCACUACACUUGGUAGCGGAAAAAUGAUGCCAUGCUAAAGUUCAAAAUAUACCUUUUGAAAUACUCUGGGAUGUCUUCUUUAAGAAAUGGUAUGCCUUUAUGGUGUAGUUGUAAUAUGUAGCCUGCUCAAGUGCUCCAAAGUGGAACACGGACGCUUUAAAACCCUUCAUGAAAAUUCACACUUAAAAAACCUGAACUUGUCACGUCUCUUUUACAGCACUGUAACUUCACAAAAUAGUGUCUAGGUCAUACAUUGGGCAUAUUGUUUUACUCAUAAGGUGUAAAUGAGUAUAACUUGGGAAUCUUUAUGACAGUGGUACAUAUUAAGUGUAAUAAAUACUCAGCAAAAAUGCAACAUAUAUGUAAAAAUCCCCCCCCUCACCACAAACACAGACAUAAAUUGGUGAAAACAUGGUGACAAGUUAAGGUACAAUAUACACCAUAUAAGAUACCCUGUGGUGUCUGCUUUAUCAAAUGAAAACCCGUUGUGGGGUUAUUUGAACAGUCACCCUGCUAUAAUACCCUAAAAUGAGACAUAGACCCGUCAAAUCCAUCUAUGAAAAUUCUAACUACAGAAACUGAAAUAGCCUUGUCUCCUAUAUGGCACUGUAGCUUUACAGAAAAAGGCAUACAAUGGGGGUAUCGUUAUACUCAGCAGAUGUAGCUGAACACAAUAUGGGGUUCUGUGCAGGAAUAGCACACACCAGCUUUACGAAAUACACAUUACAAAAACCUUGUUAUAUGUGUAUAUGCGAAAAUAAAGAAAAAACACAAUUUUACUCCAAUAUUUAGCAGAGAUUGGCUACUUAAAAAGUGUCAAACUAACCUUAGGUAAAUAGCCUUUGAUGUCUACUUUAUAAAAAUAUAUACUUUUGUGUGGCAAUUUUGUUUUAUGUGAUGGCUACUAAACCUACAAGACAAACAUACCAAAUUCUAAAAUUGUUGCAAAUUGAAAUUUUAUUUUAGUCCUUGUAUUUUGUGACCUGUAGCUUUCAAAAUAAGCUGAAAUCCUAUACCUAUGAUGUACUUUAUAAAUCAUGACACAUAAAUGAAUUUAUUUUUAAUUACUUUUUCUAAGCUGGACAUAUUAUGUACACGCUAUUAUUGCCAAAACUGUGAAUGUUUUUUAUUUUUUUUCUCCAAUUUUUUGGAAUAUAAUUAAUGAGAAUGUAUCCAUAUAUAUGUGACAUCAAAUUAAAGCCCUGUUUUCCCUCUAAAAAAACGAUGUAUAAUAUGUGUUGGUGCAAUAAAUGACAGAGAUGCAAAUUGCGUUUGAAUACAAACAGCAAAAAAAUGCAAAAAUGGCUUUUGUCAUUAAGCGUAAAACAAGCUUCUGAAGCUGUGUCCUUACGGGGUUAAUAUAAUCUAAUGUAUUUAUGUUUUCUUUUCAGAUGUUUUCAUCUAUUCUGUUUGCUGCCAUUGGAUUUGCAGGAGCUGGUUACUGCUUUGUUAUUUCAGCAGUUGCUAUUCAUAAGGGACCUAAGUGCCACACAUUUCUGGGAUGGGUUUAUAUAUUUCAGGAUGGGUAAGUGGCUGUUAUUUUUAUAGGGGUUAAGGCAAUUCCUUUUAAAUUAAUCUCCCUCUGUAAGGUGCGAUUGGGCCUAUAUUGCCUCACACUCCAAUCGUGCAAAGAAAUAACCAUAUAAGGGUAAUAUCAGGAUGUAGAGAAACUAUUUAUAAUAUUUCUGACUUAAUCCCACAUGUUUGACUGGCCAGACAAUCAUUUACAUAAUUUCCCAGAAUGCAUAGAAGUAGAGCAAUAUGUGGCAAUAAUGAAGACAUCUAAAUAUACAGCCAUGUAGAGUCAAGCUAUUACACCGAUUUUAUUUUUCCAAAAGAUCUUACCUGGAGAACCACAACCUAUGGAAUGUAUGCCAACCUAGUCCUAUCGUCCCAUGGCACCUGACUCUCUUCUGCUUGCUCCUGAUAAUGAGUGGAGUUCAAGCUGUGCUCUGUGCUAUCCAGGCCAUUAAUGGGCUCAUCGGAACAAUCUGUGGAGACUGCAAGUGCUGUGGAUGUUGUGUGGUAA
This is a messenger RNA of Pelobates cultripes (western spadefoot toad), 27602 nucleotides long. The record is from the annotation of a GenBank genome assembly. Lineage: Eukaryota; Metazoa; Chordata; Amphibia; Anura; Pelobatidae.